CAUAAUUGAUUCCAUGGUUUAAUUUUUCCUUUAGCUUACCAUUUUUUAGUAUUAUUAUAGUUAAGGACAAGAGUUUGUCAUAGGGAUAUUAUAGGCUAUUUUUUCUUCUUAGAUUUUUUUCCUUUUAAGAAUAAGAAUCAUGUGAACACAAAGCAAAAUCAGAGGUAAUGUGGUUAUGAUUAUGGCAAGGUUAAUAUGGCAAAGAUUAUCGGAUCCAGUUUUCACAGCAGAUUGGGCAUUUCUGUGGCAUAAAACAAUGUGACAGGCCACUGCAAUUAUACCAUCACACUUAUGCAAGUUAUACGCUCAGAUAUUAUACUUAGCACUCGCUAAUGCUAAUUGCACACUAUUGCAUUCACAAAAAAAAAAAAAAGGGGGGGGGGAGAGAGGAAUGUGCUUGGGUUUUCUUUGAUGGAUAUCAGCUUGUAUGUUCAGCCUGUUUUCUUGGCAGUAAGCAAAGAUUUUGCUCAGAUGGCUGUGUAUGGGAAUAUAUACUGAGAUAUGGUUAUGCUUUGCUCACGCUUAAUGAUUUAGGUACUUCACAAGCUUCUAGCAAUGCUGGUUUAAUGAAUAGGCAAUUGCAAAAGUAGAGCUUACCAGUUCAACCUUCUGUUAUGAGGGGCAGACCUACGCAUUGGACAAGAAGAGGAACAGCUGCCUUUGUUAGUAAUGUUUUGGGGUGCUGUGUUUUCCGUUCCUUUUGCAAGGGCGCUUCAAAUUGUAUGAGAAACACUACCUUCAUUUUUAAGAAAAAACAAAAAUGGGAUUUGUGGGAAUGCAAAGUGAAGGAUGUGAGAACGGAGUGAAGAAGUAUAACAACAGAUGGAUGCUGAUUUUGGUUCCCACCAGCUGCUGACUACCUUGUCUCAGAAGGGAUAGAUUACGGACAAUAUAUUCGAGCUGUAAUACAAUAAAACUAUCUCUGGCAUAGUUCACAUUGAAUCGUCCAGAGUCCUGCAUGGCAAGGCCUUGAUCACAUUCAUCUGCAGGCUUUUGACCACAGUUCCUGUGGCAAGCAAAGGUAACAAGCAGCUAAGUCUGCAACAAUUAGGAGUUGACCUGCUGGAAAGCAGCUCUGUGGAGAAGAGUCUGGGAGUGCCAGCAGACAACAAAUUAACCAUGCCAGCAGUGUGUCCUUGUGACCAAGAAAGCAAAUGGUCUUCUGGGGUGCAUUAAGGAGAAUGUGACCAGCAGGUUAAGGGAGAUUCUCCUCUCCCUCUACUCUGCCCCAGUGAGUCUAUAUCCAGAGUACCAUGUCCAUUUAUGUGCUCCCCAGUUCAAGAGAGACAGGGAACUACUGGAAAGUGUCCAACAGAGGGACACAAAGACUGGAGCAUCUCUCCUAUGGGGAAAGGCCAAGCAACCUAAGGCUCUUUAGUCUGGAAAAGACUGAGAGGGGAUCUUGUCAAUGCUUACAAAUAUCUAAAGGCUUUUCAAUCAAGUUAAAAUGUUACUAUCCUGGAUAAAUACUCCUACAGUAUUCAACUCAAAUAGCACAGAAUCCUGAAAAGACUGAACAUUGGAUUUUUAUCCAUUUAGGUGAAAAGCUAGUGUUACAAGUGCAAGCCCCUAACAAGAAUGGAGCUUCCAGUUAAGGCAAUAUGCAUGGCAUUGAAGCAGCUAUGAAGUGAUUCUUGUUCUCUGGAAGUGUGGAAGGUGUACAUGGUAACUUCUUAUCACAGAAAACCUUGCCUGAGCCUUUGUGCCAGCAUCAUAACUUCCAUAAAUCAUUGAAAGACCUGUUUUCCAUUUGGGCACCUAAAGAUAACUAUAGAAGAGAAAAAUAAUAUUCUGAAUUAAACUGUGAAUAUUUCUAGUCUGUGUCCUUGGAAAUCUGUGGUCAGGUAAUUUAUCAACACUGAUAGGAUGAGAUGACCUUUGGAAGUCCCUUCCAACCCAAACCAUUCCACAAUUCUAUUUAGUCUAUUAAAAGCUAUGUAUAUUCCCCAUAGUCUACACACACUACAGAAAUCAUUUUGCAUAGGUAGCCUUUAUUCUGGCAAUUCCUAGCUUUUUAAUACUAGGUUUUGCUUUCUGAAGAAUAUUAAUUAACACAUGCAUGACAUAAAGAACCUACCAGUGUUAGUAAAACAUAAGAUUUUACAUCUGAAAUUACAGAAUUUUCAUUCAUAUUCAUACUCCACUGAAUAAAGUACAUGAAUUCUACCUUGUCAUCCUGAGCGAUCACUCUGUCAGCUUUAAAAAUGUUCACUCUCGUCUUAUUCCUCAUACAGCUUUUAUGCCUUCAAACAUUUUUUUCUGUUGUGAUCACUGUACACUUCUACAACAAGCCUCCACUUCUACAAUUAUUGUAUGUUUGCUAAGAUAUGUAUUUUCAUAUAUUUCACUUACUGGUGAUCUUGGUUUUCAUUUACUUGCUUCUCUUUUGUAUCUUCUGUUACCUUUGCAAACACCCUCAAGGAAUAUUACCUCAGAAUCUCACCAGAACUGUAAAACUGAGGCUACAAUUCUGAUGUGCAAUAUGCUAUUAGGACAUCUUCAAGAGGGCAUCUUGCAUAUUACCUAGUUAGUGUUUACUGAUGUGCUAAUGUAAUAAUGACCUAUCUGCCUCUGCUCCUCCCUGGGUACUUUCUAUCUAUAGGGAUGAGAAAUAAUGACAGUCUCUCUGUGCUGCCUGAUGUCAGAGCUGAGAAAGGUGUGAAGGGUAUAUAAGAGCUGUAUUACUUGUCAGAAAGGAAGCAAGGAAAAGGAUACCACAAGAGCUAGAUGCAAGCGUGGAAUUGGUGUGUGCACCCUUCCUGCUAACAGGUGUGCUUCUCCAGUUAUCUCCCUGACCACCAAAAGAAAGUUUGGAAGCAAAGAUGUGCCACCUAAAGCUGUUGGUCUUCUACAUUGCACUUUCUUUGACUAUGAGCUGUUUGGAAGCUAUGCCUAUUGAAAAAUUACUAUCUGUGGCUGAUGAUCUCUCUGAUGAUACUUCCAAGAGACAAGGAUGGAUAUUGCCAAUAAUAUCACAGAAUACACUCUCAAGAUUUAGUGAGGAAAUGCCAGAACAAGCAGCAGCAAAGACAAAAAGUCACCACCUGGAGAAACGGAAAUGCAAUACUGCAACAUGUGUGACACAACGCUUGGCUGACUUCUUAGUUCGAUCCAGCAACAGCAUUGGAGCAAUUUACUCACCUACAAAUGUAGGGUCCAAUACAUAUGGAAAGAGGGACACAGUUGGGGUUUUGAGCAGAGAAUCCCAGAAUAAUCCAUAGCUUUAGGGUGUUCAAGUGACUACUGAUAGAGUUUUCAUCAUAAGCUCAGUUUUUAAUGUAUCAAUAACCUCUUGGUCAUUUAUUCCUUGUACAGUUUCAACAGUGCCUUGUUAUCUGUGCAUGCUCAUGUGAGGGUAUGUGAUUUAUAUUCAUCAUUUUGCUAUGCAUGUACAAUGAUGUGCAUAGGCUAUUGUUUCGGCUCCAUUAAGAACUCCAGAAAUUCGCUUGUCAAACUCCUUUGUAAAAGAAAAAAAAUUUAAAAAAUACAUACAUAAACCACAAUAAUAAAUGGAAAAGUAAUUGCAACAGGGUUUUUAAAGUAUUACUAUUAUUAAAAGGAUGAAGAAGAUAA
This is a messenger RNA of Pogoniulus pusillus (Red-fronted tinkerbird), 3573 nucleotides long. RefSeq names its product islet amyloid polypeptide (gene IAPP). Bases 2823 to 3221 code for a protein of 132 amino acids. Gene Ontology annotation, molecular function: hormone activity. NCBI's taxonomy places the organism in Eukaryota, Metazoa, Chordata, Aves, Piciformes, Lybiidae. The transcript has 4 exons. Gene Ontology annotation, cellular component: extracellular region. The record is from RefSeq and is a predicted model, not a curated record.